AGACAGAUGGACAAGACGAGGUGGGAAACACACUAGGGAACCAACAACACCAACUAAGGGACAACUCUCACGUGCUAAAAUCAAGAAGAUCAAAGCAGAAGACACCUGCCUUAGACGCAGAAAACUUCAGCUGACUUUCCAUAAUCAUGGCAAAGGUCUAUAAAAAGACAAGUGGCAAUGGUUCGCUUUGCCUCUAUUUGGGGAGGAGAGACUUUGUGGACCAUGUGGACAGUGUUGAUGUAGUUGAUGGGGUACUCAAGAUUGAUCCUUCAGGUCUUAAUGGAAGGAAAGUGUGGGUACAGCUUGCAUGCGCCUUCCGAUAUGGCAGAGAGGAUCUGGAUGUGAUUGGAGUUUCCUUCAGGAAAGACAUCUGGAUAAAACACAUUCAGAUGUAUCCACCUGCAACAAGUAAUCCCCCCAACACACCGAUGCAGGAAGCGCUUCUGAAGAAAGCUGGGGAUCAAGGGCAACCCUUCACUUUCGAGAUUCCCAGACAUCUUCCAUGCUCAGUGUCCCUUCAACCAGCACCAGAGGAUGCCGGCAAGCCUUGUGGGGUUGACUAUGAAGUCAAAGCCUAUAUUGCAAAUGAAGCAAACAACCUAGAUGAGAAAAUUGAAAAGAAGGACACUUGCCGUUUGGUCAUCCGUAAAAUCCAGUAUGCACCAGAUCAGCUUGCAGCUGGACCCAAGGCUGAUAUCAACAAACAAUAUAUAACUGCAGACAAACCAGUUCACCUGGAGGCCUCAGUGGAAAAGGAGCUUUACUACCAUGGAGAUCCAAUUCCCAUUAAAGUGAAAGUAAACAAUGAGACCAGUAAAGUAGUGAAGAAAGUCAAAAUCACUAUUGACCAAAUAACAGAUGUUGUGCUAUACUCAGCGGACAAAUACCACAAAUGUGUCCUGAAUGAAGAAUUUGGGGACCAAAUUGAUGCUAACUCCACCUUUGAGAAGGAAUAUAGAGUCACUCCUCUGCUGGCCAAUAACAAAGAAAAACUUGGUCUCGCACUGGACGGCAGACUGAAGGAUGAAGACACCAACUUGGCUUCUUCAACAAUUCUGCGACCAGAGAUGGAUAAGCAAAUGCAAGGCAUUCUGGUUUCCUACAAAAUUAAGGUUACCCUUAUGAUGGGAGGUGGUCUAUUGGGAAGUCUCACAACAAGUGAUAUUGUUGCUGAGCUCCCACUGGUUCUUAUGUCACCCAAGCCUGCAGGGCUGAUAUCAAACUUGAGUAGGUUCAACUUCAAGUGACGGUGAGGACUGAAUAAGGAGAAACACACAGGAACAGAUGCUGAAGUCUUGAUACCAGAAAACCUAAUUUCAUGAGCAAUAGGCUAUAGACUGUUCCUCGUUACAAAUACAUGCAUAACAGGAAAUAUCUAUAUAAUGUUAAAAAUGGGCUAAAGACCUUGCAUAUUAAGAGGAACUCAGUGGCAUUGAAAAGCAUUGGUAAAAUGCUUUUAAAUUGUCAUAUACUGUGUAUUACUUCUGCCUUUAUCAUGUGAACUCAGUUUAGGUUCAUUUUUUUUGUAUGUGAAAGAGUGCUGUAAAAAAAGUGGUAGUGAUAGUGAUAAACAGUUUAUUUUAAUUAAUGCAUUCUAAUUUCAAUUUAUUAUUAAAUAAUGUUAUUUUGUUUUAU
This is a messenger RNA of Xyrauchen texanus (razorback sucker), 1635 nucleotides long. Its product is annotated as arrestin-C-like. Gene Ontology annotation, molecular function: G protein-coupled receptor binding. The coding region runs from base 147 to 1247 and encodes 366 amino acids. Lineage: Eukaryota; Metazoa; Chordata; Actinopteri; Cypriniformes; Catostomidae. The transcript is spliced from 15 exons. The record is from RefSeq and is a predicted model, not a curated record. Gene Ontology annotation, biological process: signal transduction; visual perception; G protein-coupled receptor internalization.